CUGAAUCAGUCUUUUCUCGUACCUGCAGCGAGUUGGAUAUCUCCGUCGUCGGCCGGCAACCGCGCUCCGAGCGGCGCGUAUCUGCGGAUCUCUAAUAAUUGUUUUCGUUAAUCAGUUUGUUUAGUGAAUAAAUAAUAGUAUCGGAACUAACAAACCCGCGACUGCUGCAGUUUGACUGAGGGAAAUAUAUAUCUAUCUAGAGGAAACUGCACAGACAGCAAAGUAUCUCGCGAAAUACCUGCAAAUAUUCCAACAAAUAGUAGAUAAAAGAGCAACAGAAAUUAUUACGAAAAUGCGCCUAGAAAAUUAAGAAAUAAAGAGGCACGAAUAUAUAUAUAUAUAUAUUUCGAUCGCAGCGUAGCGAAGAAAGUAUUCGUUGUUUAUUUAUGUAUGUUGUGCGUGUGUGAGUGGGGGGCACAAACAGCUGUGGGGGCAACAAAAGCAACAACCGCAGCGAAUAUCCCGAAUAUCUUCAGCAGCCGCCAGCGACAACUGUUUUGAAAUUCCAAAAAAUCUCCGUGUUCUCCUCCACAAGAACUGGGAAUUUACUCGCCUUGACAGAGGUAGAUGCGCUAAUGUGGAAAAAACUUCCGUUGUUGUUGUUGGUUUGAAAUAAAAACAAUAGUUGCAAAAAUACGCUCGCUCAGGCCAAGCGCCAUUGUGAUUGUGAUUAGUUGGAAUAAAGCCCAUCCCCGCCCGCGUCAUGUACUUACGGGAAAUGCUAUUGCUGGCCUGCCUGGUGCUGCUGUUUGGCGGGCUGCCGCAUCUCACGUCCACCACCACAACCACCACUCUUGUGGCUGCCAUGUCCAUCGCCAACCAGGACUUGGAGCGCUACUUUAGGCCGGGGAACGGCACCCACAGCUUUGCCGGCAUCGAGGACCGUAUUGCAGUGGAUGUCUACAACUAUGCCUUCCUUAACUGGUCUUACGUGGAUCACAGCAACAUCUUGUGCAGCAUGGACUUUCCGCAGGAGCAGGCUCGCUACGGGGAGGGGAAGGUGCUGAACAUCACUGGGCAUCUGGUGCACAUCAGCGCCACGGACAAUGUCAACGACGAUUUUGCCUGCACGCCCUACAUCAGGGGCACCAUGGGAGCCGCCAUACCCGUAAAGGGCGUGACCUGGAUUGCUUUGGUUCGGCGUGGACGCUGCACCUUUGAGGAAAAGGUCAAGCAUGUCUACCAGCAAAACGCCGCCGGAGUCAUUAUCUACAAUGACAAGCAGGUGAUGCAGCUGGAGAAGAUGCAGAUCAAGGGCAAGACAAGAAACAUAGCUGCGGUCAUAACAUAUCAGAAUAUUGGACAGGACCUGGCCAUGACGCUUGAUCAGGGCUACAACGUGACAAUUUCCAUUAUCGAGGGUAGGCGGGGAGUUCGCACUGUCAGCAGCUUAAAUCGAACGUCAGUGCUAUUCGUGUCCAUAUCCUUCAUUGUGCUGAUGAUUAUCUCGCUGGUCUGGCUCAUCUUCUACUAUAUUCAGCGGUUCCGGUACAUGCAGGCGAAGGACCAACAAUCGCGCAAUCUUUGCUCUGUCACCAAAAAGGCCAUCAUGAAGAUACCAACGAAGACGGGGAAGAUCAGCGACGAGAAGGACUUGGACAGCGACUGCUGUGCUAUAUGCAUUGAGGCCUACAAGCCGACGGACACCAUUCGGAUAUUGCCUUGCAAGCACGAGUUCCACAAAAACUGCAUCGAUCCGUGGCUAAUCGAGCACCGAACCUGUCCCAUGUGCAAGCUCGACGUGCUCAAGUUCUACGGAUAUGUGUUUCUAGGCAGCGAGGAGAGCAUCCUGGAAUAUCAGCCAGACCCGCCAGAGCGGGUGGCAAUAGUGGAAGCAGGCGGCGCCUCUGUCCUCGAGCCCGUGGCCGCACAAGCCCCAGCUCGGCCCAGCGCUCUGGCAGAUCUCAUUCGCAGCCGCGACUUCGUGAUUGACUUUCCUCGGGUAUUUGUGUUGGAAAGCGGCAGUGUGGUGGGAGCUCGUGAAGUGCUCUUCCCCAGCCGAUUGCCCGAGCGAUCUCAGAGCUCCUUGUCGCUGAGGCAAGCCCGCGACUGGAUGAGCCUGAUGAGCAACAAGCUGGAGGAACAGCAGGGUCUGCGACGUCUGCGCAAGGACGAGAUGCAGCAGCAACUUCUUAGUGCGCGGGAAUCGGCCCGCCACCGGCGCUCUAGAUCUGCAGAUGGGCGGUACUCAACCGGAUGCUUUGGUGGCCGCCAACGCCAGCCCUCUGUGCAGGGGUCGGCAGUCCAAGGACAGCCGCAACUCCAGGCGGUGGUGGAUGUCCCCCAGAUGCGGCGCACCAGCUCCUCGCAGACCCUGCAGCAGCUGACGGACGCUUCCUACGCCCAGUCCCGGCAGAGGCAGCGCGAGGCCUUUGACUUUGCCAGGACUCGGCGUCGCUUCAUGAGGCGCGAGAGCGACGAGAUAUCCUUGCGCUCCCUGGCCAGGCAUCCUGCUGCACCUCAGCCGCCCCACCGGGCGAGAGAGGCCGAUGGAAGCGGCCACAGUGACCAGAUCACCAUUCAAGUGAAUGGCGAAGGUGUCCACCUCAACGAGUGAUUGUAAUUGCUUACGCU
Molecule: messenger RNA, 2574 nt
Organism: Drosophila kikkawai
Lineage: Eukaryota; Metazoa; Arthropoda; Insecta; Diptera; Drosophilidae
Gene: gol
Product: ring finger protein goliath
Source: RefSeq, a predicted model, not a curated record